AAAAUUAAGCUUCAAUCCCUCUCAAAAGAAGGUUCCACGGAGGGUGGAGUCCAGCUGAGCUGAAGCUUUAUAAUAUUUUAUUAAUAUGAAAAAGAAGGUUCUUAGAAGCGAAAAUUGCAGAAUUUGUUAAAUGGAUACGCCUCUCCCCUCUAUCAGCCUCCACGGACUCACUGAUUUACCAGAUCCGAGUUCACCAAGUCUCAAUUUUGGGCACACUGGCGUUGAAUUUUCAUUCUCCAAAAAACUGGGUUUUUUCUUGUAACUUCGAAAAAUUCCAGCUGGGCAACCAGUGGUUCUACUAAUCCCUUUUUUGCUUCUGAGUAUUAGGGUUUCCAAGAAAAAAAAAGCAUUGGAGGAACUAGUUCCUUUUUAGGGUUUGACACUUGGGUAUAAGGAAAGUUUUAGUGUACAUUGAGGAAUUGGUUUGAAAUUGUUUGGGUUUUGUGCUGAUCUGGGAGAAUCCGGAAUUUGAAGGGGUAUUGAAUUGUAGACAUGUUCUAUGGUGCGGUGGUAUGGGAUCCUUGGCUUAUUGUAGCCCAAAUUGUUUGCCUUCAAUGUUUAUACUACCUUACUCUUGGAGUUUUCUUGUCGUUUCUUGUUGGCAUUCGCGUUUCUCGUAUGAGUUUGGUCUAUUUCUUUGACUUUGCAUCGGUUACUACCUCUACCGUUACAGGCUGGUGUGUCAUUGCUUCCUUUCUGCUCAGCUCAAUUGCGGGCGCUGGGUAUAUGCUUUAUUUGAUUGAAAGGGCAAAGAAAUGCUUAGAUUUUUCAGCCACACUCUAUAUUAUACAUCUUUUUAUAUGCAUCAUAUAUGGAGGUUGGCCUUCCUCAAUAACAUGGUGGGUUGUGAAUGGUACUGGAGUUGCAGUGAUGGCUUUGCUAGGUGAAUAUUUAUGCAUUAGACGGGAACUCAGAGAGAUUCCCAUAACACGAUAUCGAUCAAAUGUUUGACUGAUAAAGAAUCAGGUAUGAAGAAAUUCCUUGUGGCAUUAAAAUACAUUGUUUCCCACUGCUUUGAAGGAUAUAAUUAUUUAAAAACCAAAUAUAAUCCGCAAUGAGAAAGAUGAAAGAGAGCAACCAUGAAAGUUUGGGAUAGUGGUGCUGAGGUGAUAUGAAGCUGAAGGCAUAUGCAUUUGGGUUUGACCUUUGAGGACUGUUUUCAUAUUUUAGCUGCAUAGCUGAUUAGUUUUUUUAGUUUUUUAAGUCUGCAUAUGAUUAGAUAAAUUUGGGGUUAUCUGACCUAAGUAUUUUCUUGAUCUACAAUUUAUUUAUUUAUUUUUUUCCUUUUCUGGUUUCAAGCAUUUGCCACACAUGUUAAGUAUAAAUGAUGUGAUUUGCUAGUGGAUAAUAUCUUUGAUUUUAGGGUAAACUUCUAAAAUUAGAUAUUUUUAUUUUGAUCA
Molecule: messenger RNA, 1400 nt
Organism: Gossypium raimondii (Peruvian cotton)
Lineage: Eukaryota; Viridiplantae; Streptophyta; Magnoliopsida; Malvales; Malvaceae
Exons: 4
Coding region: 493-951 (152 amino acids)
Biological process (GO): protein localization to Golgi apparatus; Golgi to endosome transport; Golgi to plasma membrane protein transport
Cellular component (GO): Golgi membrane; trans-Golgi network
Source: RefSeq, a predicted model, not a curated record